Funneliformis caledonium is the source of this 219-nucleotide messenger RNA. Lineage: Eukaryota; Fungi; Glomeromycota; Glomeromycetes; Glomerales; Glomeraceae. The record is from the annotation of a GenBank genome assembly.
AUGCUUUGUGUAUUUUCUGCUAUAGGAUACGUUACCGAAGCGAAUACCGUCACUGCUAUUUUACUUCGUUUGACAAACAAAUGGAUUCAGGUUAUGUAUAUUUUAUUAAUGGAAAAUUUGUAUGGAAUAAAGCCAAAUAACGGUCCUCAAGAACUUCAGUUCAAUAUAACAACAUCAUAUCAAAUUAAUAUUGAUACUAAUAAUACACUAGAGCAAUAA